Molecule: messenger RNA, 732 nt
Organism: Fraxinus pennsylvanica
Lineage: Eukaryota; Viridiplantae; Streptophyta; Magnoliopsida; Lamiales; Oleaceae
Source: the annotation of a GenBank genome assembly
AUGCAAGACAAUGCAACAGAUCGUAUAAGCCGGAAAGGCCCACGUUUAGCUUCCAGACCUCCAACACCUGGUGUCUUAAGUCGAGGGAUUGGUCUUGAAGGUGUUUCUAGCAUUUUGGCUGGUCUUUGGGGCGUAGGAACUGGCUCCACAACUUUGACUGAGAAUGUGCAUACUAUUGCUGUUACUAAAAUGGGAAGUUGGAGGGCAAUCGAGUUAGGUGCAUGCGCUUUAAUUGUCCUAUCGCUUAUAGGUAAAGUUGGGGGGUUUAUUGCAUCAAUCCCCCAAGUGAUGGUUGCGGCUCUAUUGUUCUUUAUGUGGGCAAUGCUCACAGCAUUGGGUUGUCAAAUCUUCGUUAUAGCGAGGCAGGGAGUUCAAGGAACUACAUCUCCAAACACGAACUUGUCCGUCCUGAGUUACUUUCAGCCAUAUACGGCGGCUUCUCAUGGUCCGAUUCACACCAAAUUUUCAGGGCUCAACUAUGUUCUGAAUACGUUGUUGUCACUUCACAUGGUGAUUGCAUUCCUAGUAGCCAUCAUCCUUGACAACAUGGUUCCGGGCAGUAGACAGGAACGUGGGGUGUACGUGUGGUCCGAACCUGAGACUGCAAGAAGGGAGCCUGCUGUAGCUAAAGACUAUGAGUUACCUUUAAAGACUCAUCGGAAGCAAUGUACUGGGUCCAGUAAAUCAUCUGAUCUAGAACAAAGCAUCUCAGGUUCGUGUACCGCUGCUUAA